GAGGUUUCUCGGAAGUGGAGCGCAGAUUCGUAUCAGGCAACAGCUAACUGUGGCUAGCUACGUGUGCUAGAAGAGACAGGGACGGGACGGGACACAGGGACAGGCCAGGGUGCACAGCUUAGGGUUCCGUGCAUCACAGCCAUGCAGUAACCAGACGGACACGGUCCUCACAUUUAUCCGAGUUAUUUCCACAGGACACCCCAGUAUGAAAGUCUGCUGUUGCCGUUAGGGAACAAGGACCGAGUGCGUCUUUACCGAGCAAGGUCUGACCAUAUCACUGUGACCUCAGACCUUGUCACGAGUUCUCAAGCUACAUUUGAAGAAAAAUCUGUUUGCAGCAUGAGUACCCACGAGUCCAGCAUGAGCACCCUGUCCCCGGAGAUGCCCGCCAUGUUCGAUGGCAUGAAGUUGGCGGCAGUUGCCACAGUGCUGUACGUGAUGGUGCGCUGCCUGAACCUGAAGAGCCCCACCGCACCACCAGAUCUUACCUUUCUGGACACGCCCCUCAACCGCUUCCUCCUCAAGUCCUGCCCCCAGCUCACCAAAGAGUACAUCCCUCCUCUGCUGUGGGGAAAGAGCGGGCAUCUGCAGACUGCACUGUACGGGAAGCUGGGCCGGGUUAGUUCCCCUCACCCGUGUGGAGUCAGGAAGUACCUCCCUAUGCAAGACGGGGCCACGGCCACCUUUGACCUGUUCGAGCCCCUCGGGGACCACCAGACAGGAGAGGACAUCACCAUGGUGAUAUGCCCUGGGAUUGGAAACCACAGUGAGAAGCAUUACAUCCGAACAUUUGUGGAUCAUUCCCAGAAAGAGGGCUACCGUUGUGCUGUGCUCAACCACCUGGGGGCUCUGCCCAAUAUCGAGCUGACGUCUCCGCGCAUGUUCACGUACGGUUGCACGUGGGAGUUCUCAGCCAUGGUGGGCUACAUAAAGCGGGCCUACCCUCACACCAAGCUCAUCGUGGUGGGCUUCAGUCUGGGUGGGAACAUUGUGUGCAAGUUCCUGGGAGAGAGCCAGACCAAUCAGGAGCAAGUCAUGUGUUGUGUCAGUGUGUGCCAAGGCUACAGUGCCCUCAGGGCUCAAGAAACCUUCCUGCAGUGGGACCACUUCAGACGAUUCUAUAACUUCCUCAUGGCCGACAACAUGAAGAAGAUCAUCCUCUCACACAGGCACAGUCUGUUCGGUGGCGCCUCACUCAAGCCCAUAGAAGCAGACCUCAGCCGCCUGUACACAGCCACCUCCCUCAUGCAGAUCGAUGACAACAUCAUGAGGAAGUUCCAUGGCCACCGUUCUCUCAAAGAGUAUUAUGAGAAGGAGAGCUGCGUGCACUAUAUCCACAAUGUAAAUGUUCCUCUGCUGCUCUUGAACUCUACAGACGACCCUCUGGUGCACGACUCUCUGCUCAACAUCCCUCGCACUCUGGCAGCCAAGAAGCCCAAUGUCAUAUUUGCGCUGACACUCCAUGGCGGCCAUCUUGGUUUCUUCGAGGGCGCCGUGCUCUUCCCACAGCCGCUCACCUGGAUGGACAAGGUUAUCGUGGGCUAUGCUAAUGCCAUCAGCCAGUGGGAAAAGCAGAAAGUGCAGUGCCAAAGCAGCCCACAGAGCCAGGAGGAGGCAUGCCUGGAGCAGAAAGCAUAGAGAGCCCACCAGAGGAACCAAACCUGAACAACUGCGCUCUUCUGGUGCUGCCCUCUCCUGGCCCACUCAUGCCUUUACACUUCACAAUAUACAAACUAUAACUAAAGCCAGUUUGAACAAGUCUGCUAAUGGAGACUUUCAUAUGCUGAGGGGUGAAUUCAAACUUCUUUUUUUAAGAGCACAAGAUCCUCCAGGAGAAGUGAAGAAAGUGCUAUCUGCUGAGGCCCUAUCUUCUGGCUGUCGCCUGCUGUCUUCUACAUGGCAAAAAAUGAAUUUCUUGCAGUUAAAAUGAUGAAUUCUGCAUAUAAAAUUUUAUUUAUUAGUAUUGACUAGUUAUGGUUAUAGAUUAGGGUCGGGAUUUUUAUGAUGUGAAAUUUUUUAAUACAUUUCAAGACACAUUUAUUUACCAGUGGGGUCAGAAAAUUGUUCCAGAUUUAUGUAACCUUUUCAAGCUAAAUUACUUUGAAAUCUGUCAGAAAUAUCCUGAAACAAGUUAAAGACACUGUUCCUGUCUUUAAAAUGAACUAGUUCUGUUUUUCACGUUUGCAGUAGUCCAACGUUAUUCCAAUAUAUCUGUUAUGGACCAAGACAUAUUUUGCUCAAAUACAUGGAGAAAAUCUGGUGCAAGGCUUUUAAAUGUUACAUCAUACACACAGUUAAAUGUCACCUAAUCAAAUAACUCAAACCCAGAUUCAAAUUUUGAAUUCAAGCUAUUUAAAUUAAAAGAAGAUUUUCAUUUUUGCCAUGUCUUCUUCUGAAAGUGUGACUUAGUGGAGCUAUGCAUGUUCUGGCCUUGUGUUGUUUAGGUUCCCUCAGUGCAGUCUGUGGUUUUUACAGUAGUACACAUGCAGUAGUGCAGUAAUGCUUUUCCAUGUACUGAAGGCCUGUUGUGAAAUGGCUGUACUUUAAAUGGUGUGAACCUUUAGCCAGGGCUGAGCCAGACCACAUUCCCAUGGGCUUUCUCAGUGCACUUUACACUUGUCUUGGGCAUCAGUACAGAUGGGAGAUUAUCAGAGGAUUGUAGGAGAAGGAGAGUGUAGGAGUAUAUGUUCUAUAGAGGUGACAUCGCACCAUUUGGAGUCUUAGCUUUGAGUGGGAUGGCUUUUUCUCCUGAAAGAGCUCAAAACACAUCUACAGUGUGACAGAGUUGCUAAAACUACAACUCUGCUUAAUAUUUGGCUUGUACCUGGCAUAUACCACGACAUAACUGGGUUUCUACCACUGUUUACUUUAGUAACAGUUAGCUAAACAGUAACUGCAGGAUAUGCUCACAUUUAUUACUGAUACAGACUUAGGGAUCAGACACAGUUGAACUGAACCUUUCUCUCCUUGAUGUUUCUGAGUUCAUGUGUUAUGGAAAUUGUUGUAGGGCAAGUUGAAGUGUAUUUUAUCUUAACAUGCCAUAUCACUCAGUUUUGUCGGAAAAUGCAUCAGAACAAGACUGUCAGUGCAUAACCUCUAUGAAGCUGAGGGAGAGUGUCUUCAUUGACCUCUGUACUUUGUAGUGGGCUCUGUGAUUAGCUGAACAUCUGGUCCACCAUUUGACACUUUGAGCUAAUGUUUGAAGAAUCCUUUUUCAUAGUUUUACAUCACACUUUUUGGUCCAGAUGAUUUGCUGUUCAGAUUAUUCACAACAUUAUACUUAAGAUGAGCAACAUCAAUCUUCACAAUUAGGGUUUGAUCUUGCCUUACUAUUGUUGUAUCAAGACACAUGACCCAAUCUAUGCAUGGGUGUCAAAGUGAUGGGGCCACGUACUUUCAGUUAGGGUACUUUUUGAUACUAGUACUUGCAAAUUAGAUUUUAGUAGAUGGCCCUGAACAAUAAUAAUGUCCUUAAAUUCUAUAACAAAUUAUUUUGAGCAAAAAUUUGCUCUUUAUAUAUGCCUUGAGUCAUACUGGUCCUACCAUAACUUUGAUAGCUUUUAAUGGUUCCCAUGUGAAUCUGCCAUUAAAACCAAAGCCUAGUUGGCAUAGAUAAAAAGUAAUAAAAUCCAGCACAAGUUGUUUAAGUUGAGCUACUGUUGCUUGUGUGGGCCAGACUGACUGAGCUGUGAGGCCUGUGAGCCACUGACUCCACAUCUGAGAGUGCACUUAGACAUCGCACUGUGUGAUAGACACGUCCGGCAGCAUCCUGGGGCAGCUCCAGGGGCAGCCUCCAAGGGCAGCUCCUGGGGCAUGUUGGCACUCCUCCUCCACCUGUGUGUGUUGUUGUAAGGGAAGACACACUGAGGCGAUGGGGCUGUGAAAGCAGGGGGAUGACAGGAUUGGGCCGCUAAACCUGAAACAGCAGACCAAAACAUGGAACAGGAUAAUCUCUUGAGAAGCUGGGACGAUAAGACAUGUUCAUAACUUCCAAUGCCUUAUGUGUUUAACUAGUGGUGCAAAUCAGGACAAAAGUAUCAAACAUUCAUAGCACUAAAGCUUUUCUAAUGACUUAACUGUCUAGGGCCAUGUGUAUACUGCUAUCACACAAAGAACGGUUCUCAGAUAGGAAUUUUAUGAUGUCAUCAUUUCAGAUGGAGGGAGGGGCCUGUAUAAUUCUAUGGGGGAUUCACUCUUUACGAAAGAAAUAUCCAAAUGUAUGACCUACAAUUAACCUUAUCAUUUAGGAAAUGGCUCGUACUUGUCUUGGGUGAUGAGUAAUGGCACCACUUUCUGAAGAUACUGUUAGAUUUUCAUUUCACUCUCGUUCCUUUGUAACCUGGCUCACAGAUUAAUAUGUGUAGCACUCUUAACUGAGUUCUACACAUUUAUCAGUCUGGAAUGGUUCUCGCUGAGAGUGAAUGGGAAAAGGUGGAAAGACGUGAUGACUAUUUGAAUCUGAUUGGUUGAAGAGUCACAACAGCUGGCUUCUGCACAAACCUCAGUACUGCUCUGUGAUUGGUCUGCCGGCUGCUUGGCAAAUUUGAUCCUUACAGCGGGACUAUCUUAAGUUGGAUUCUCACAAAUAUCGUGAGAAUCCGUCUUGUUGUGCAAGGUUAACUCCUAUGUGCUGACAGAGAAGAUGUUGAACUUUGUAAGAAUCCGUCUUACAAAGUUCAACAUCUUAUCAAGCUUAUCCACAUGAAAUGAAAAUCUGACAGCUAAACAGCUAAUUCCACCAUAGAAUUCUGAGAUAUCCUUCAGCUCAGUUUAAAUGCUAGAGAUUCUAGAAUGUUAGAAUGGAACAAACUGCGUUCACGCGAUAUUACAAGGUGUGCAGGCAAAUCUACAUGUCUUCUUGUGUCAUCCUCAUUUUUCUAAACUCUGUGGUGCCAUCUGCUGUCAGGGAAACAUCACUUCAAGUGCCAGUCCUGAGGCCCACAUGCCCAGUUCAGGGCCCUCACCACAGAGUCAGGGACCCCUCACUGUACAGUACCAUGCAGUAUAGUCGAGGGCCCCUCACAGUGCAGUACAGUAAAGUCAGGAGUCAGGGGCCCCUCACAGUACAGACCAGGCCCCAAGCCUUGGCCCGUAUCACCAGCAUCAGCCUGCAGCCAGGCCAUAAGAACCACUCUACUAUUGAUCAUAUAUUUGCCUCCCUUUUUUUCACAUUUUUGUCAAAUUGGAUGUAAGUUUUUAUUAUUUUUUUCCCAUUGUAUUUUGUUUAGCAUUUUUAUUGUAGAGUGAGUUAGUGACUGACCAAAAAUCUAUGUCAAGAAGUGUUCCAUUGAUGGAUAAAUAUAUAAUAUAGAGAUGUAACUAUUUUAAGGGACCAGGGGGACACUUUCAGGCAAUAAGACGUCACUAUUCGACCAAUCUUAUACUGUAUUGUUUUAUCAUAAUUGAGUUUUUAGCCCAGCAUUUUUGAUGUGCCUGCAUCUUUCCAAAUCCAUUGUAAGUUUUUUCAGCUUAUUUACAGUUUUUUGUUGUGUUUAAUUUGCUAUUUAAUUUUAUCCAGACACAUUCAGUCAUGCUCACUGAUGUCGAUCACUGGGUACUUUUGUUGAAAAUAAAAUAUAUGUGGGGAAAUAUGGUUAUGGUUGAAAAAUAAAUUAUUUUCUC
Messenger RNA from Periophthalmus magnuspinnatus, 5622 nucleotides. RefSeq names its product monoacylglycerol lipase ABHD2-like. Gene Ontology annotation, cellular component: sperm flagellum; sperm plasma membrane. NCBI's taxonomy places the organism in Eukaryota, Metazoa, Chordata, Actinopteri, Gobiiformes, Gobiidae. Gene Ontology annotation, molecular function: acetylesterase activity; monoacylglycerol lipase activity. Gene Ontology annotation, biological process: sperm capacitation; medium-chain fatty acid biosynthetic process; steroid hormone receptor signaling pathway. The coding region runs from base 340 to 1638 and encodes 432 amino acids. The record is from RefSeq and is a predicted model, not a curated record. The transcript has 11 exons.